Penaeus monodon (black tiger shrimp) is the source of this 633-nucleotide messenger RNA. RefSeq names its product KRAB-A domain-containing protein 2-like. The record is from RefSeq and is a predicted model, not a curated record. The transcript has a single exon. The coding region runs from base 1 to 633 and encodes 210 amino acids. Gene Ontology annotation, biological process: DNA integration. Lineage: Eukaryota; Metazoa; Arthropoda; Malacostraca; Decapoda; Penaeidae. Gene Ontology annotation, molecular function: nucleic acid binding.
AUGGCACAGGGUUCCUACAAAUGGAUUAUAGUCUAUCAAGACCACCUCACCAAAUUUUGUGUCCUGCGUCCGCUAUCGUCGAAACGUGCAGCAGAAGUGGCACAUCAUCUCACUGACAUAUUUCUCUUGUUCGGAGCUCCGUACAUAUUACAGAGUGAUAAUGGGUCAGUGUUCACAGCCAAAGUGAUCAGUGAGCUGAAAAUCAUCUGGCCCAAACUUGUCCUCGUUCAUGGAAAGCCUCGACAUCCACAGAGCCAAGGAUCCGCGGAAAGAGCAAACGGUGACAUCAAAGAUAUGCUGGUUGCAUGGGUGGGAAACAACACCAUAUUUUGGAACACUGGAAUCAAGUUUGUCCAAUUCCAGAAGAAUUCCAGCUUGCAUGCAGGUAUUCGCAGAUCACCCUAUGCAGCCAUGUUUGGAUGUGAAGCCAAAGUGGUCCUGACAUUGUCCUCGCUGCCUGAUGAGGUAAUUCAAAGGAUGCAGUGUGAGGAUGAUCUGUUAGCUGUACUCACCACCGGCCAAAACGGAGAGGAACCAGGUCCUGUUCCCAGUGCUGAAUCAGCCGAAUUUCACUUUGAUACAGAACGUCCCAGUCCUCCUUCAGUAUUCCCCAACACCCCGGUACCCAUCUGA